Messenger RNA from Alexandromys fortis (reed vole), 2315 nucleotides. RefSeq names its product zinc finger protein 260-like. Gene Ontology annotation, biological process: regulation of transcription by RNA polymerase II. NCBI's taxonomy places the organism in Eukaryota, Metazoa, Chordata, Mammalia, Rodentia, Cricetidae. Bases 136 to 2181 code for a protein of 681 amino acids. The record is from RefSeq and is a predicted model, not a curated record. The transcript has 4 exons. Gene Ontology annotation, molecular function: zinc ion binding; DNA-binding transcription factor activity, RNA polymerase II-specific; RNA polymerase II cis-regulatory region sequence-specific DNA binding.
GGCUUUGAGACCCCUCCUCCCGCACUCCAUUUCUCCUGGUUUCUUUCUGUGCGCUCUAGCUCCAGCUCCCAACGCCCUCCCGCUUUCCAGGCCGCGGUGUCACCCACACCGUACCGCCGCUGCUAACCAGCGACCAUGGCGCACCGGGAAACACCAGGCGCCCCGAAGCGUCCUGGCCUCACCGUGCCGGCCCCGAGCUCCCAUGCUCCGCCGCCGCCGCGCUGGCCGCGCUUGUGGCCUCUGCCACUGCCACUGCCGCUGCUGCUGCUAAUGCUGGUGGCUGCCAGCGGGGCGGCGGGGCACUCUCCCGAGUCCGGGAGCCUGGGUCCCAGCGUGCAGGUCACCCGGCUGCUGUAUGCGGGAGGCCCGAAAUCCUGCGAUCGCGAGGAUCCCCAGACACGAGGAUCAGAGCCCAGCGCUCCGCGUCCUGGUCCAGGUCUUGCUUCUGGUCCCAGCGCAGAUGGCGUCCUAGUUCCGGGCCAGGGGCGCUGGGCGCUGGCGGCGCCGGUGGCCAUUUCUGCCUCGCGCUUGCAGGUCUCGCUCAUCAGCACGUCGUUCGUGCACAAGGAGGAUGCGACACACAACCAGGCAAUGGUGCACUGGACAGGCGAGAACAGCAGCGAGCCAGUAAAAUUUGAGGAUGUGGCAGUGAACUUCACCUCAGAAGAGUGGGCUGUGUUGGAUUCUAGUCAGAAGAAGCUCUACAGAGAUGUGAUGAAGGAAACAUUUUUGAACCUGAUCUCCAUAGAAAAAGCACUAGAAGAAAAUAUUGAAGAGGACUCUAAAGAUGUCAGCAGGAAUAUGGGAUUUCAGAGAAUAGAGAAUGACCAUGGAUAUGAAUGUCAUACUGAGUGCAAUAAAAACCAGCAAGCUAUUCCAGACAGCAUGAUCAAUAAAGACAUGCCUUCCAGAUUAAGAGCUCAUGAGACUCCAUUGCAUAUAAGAAACAUUAUUGGUAAUUUAUCCUUACAUGCGUAUCUCAGAGAAAAAACUACAGGGAAAACACCCCUGUAUAAGGGAGCUGUGGCAAAAGCUUUUACACAUCAGAAACAUUGGAAAGAUACCAGUUAUUCUGAAUCACUUCAGAUACUUGAAACUUCUCCUAAAGAGAAUCCCUGUAAAAAUCAACAAUGUAAUGAAGCCUGUAGUAGUCUCUGUUUUGAUCAGCCUCAGGAGAGAACUCAUACUGUAGAUAAACUCAGUGAGAAUGUCUUACUGAGAUACACACAUGGCCACAAUGAUGAAGUGAAACAAUUUGUAUGUAGUCUCUGUGAAGAAUCCGUCAUUGAUUGCAGUGACCUUACCAACCACGAAAAAAGUCAUACUGAACAGAAAAGGUACAUUUGUAGUCAAUGUGACAAAACAUUUAAAUAUGUAACAUGUUUUGAGAAAGAUAAAGCAGCUCACACAGGAGAGAAGCCAGAUGCUUCUAUACAUUAUGGAAAAGUCUUCACCGAAUUCAGUCAUCAUAACAGUCAUAAAAGCAUUGGACAAAAGCAUUAUGCCUGCAAGCAUUGUGGAAAAAAUUUUACCAGUAAUUUUUAUCGAAACAUUCAUGAAAGAAUUCCUACUGGAGAGAAGCCUUAUACAUGCAAGCAUUGUGAAAAUGCAUUCACCAAUUCUGGUAGUCAUGACAGACAUGAGAGGAGCCACACUGCAGAGAAACCUUAUACCUGCAAGCAUUGUGGAAAAGCCUUUUCUUCUUCCAGUAAUCUGAACAUGCAUAAAAUAAUUCACACUGGAAAAAAGCCUUAUGCAUGUAAGCAUUGUGGAAAAGCCUUCAACCACCCCGGUCUUCGUAAACGACAUGAAAGGAGCCACACUGCAGAGAAACCUUAUGCCUGUAAGCAUUGUGGAAAAACCUUCACCCGUUCUUGUCAUCGAAAUGAUCAUGAAAGAAUUCACAGUGCAGAGAAACCUUAUGCUUGUAAACACUGUGGAAAAAAAUUCACUCGUUCUUCUCAUCGAAACAUUCAUGAAAGAAUUCACACUGGAGAGAAACCUUAUGCAUGUAAGCAUUGUGGAAAAAACUUUUCUAGUUCUUCUUAUCGAAAUAUUCAUGAAAGAAUUCACACUGGAGAGAAACCUUAUGCAUGUAAGCAUUGUGGGAAAUCAUUCACCAGUUCCAAUAGUCAUGAUAGACAUGAAAGGAGACACACUGCAGAGAAACCUUAUGCAUGAGCAUUGUAAAAAGUCUUCAACAAAUCCAGUGGGUGUAACAGACAUGAAAGGAGACACACAACAGAGAAGCAGAAGACUUAUACAUGCAAACAUUGUGGAAGAACCUUUUUCUGGCUUUGUCAUCUGAACAUCUA